GCGGGACGAGGGCAUGCUCGAUUGCAAGGCAGGACUCGAGGUGGAGCCGGUGCACAUGGGCACGCGCAGGGGGAUGACGGAGGAGCAGAUUGCCCAGCAGGUUGCGCUUAUUAUGCGCGAUCCCAUCGGGGCUUCCGCACCGCCCUUUGCUGAUGCCGUUUUUGGUCGACGUGCUUGCAUUUUCCAUCCCUACCCCAGGGAGGAUGACUUAGAUAAGGAGUCGAUACCCGAGGCAGCAGAUGACUCUGCACUCUGCAUUCCCCACGAGAGCGAUGAGACGCGCGACGAUCCGGAUGAUGAGGAGACGAGGACACACACCGCACGACAGGUGGCGGACCGGACGGAUGGGGACAUGUUGGGGGGAGACAAGGAUUUUUGGGGCCUUUUCGGGGAGGUGACUUCCACGGGUGAUGUGCGCGAUGCUAGAGACAGGGGCUCGCAUGCAGGCACGAGCUACACAGAGGCGUGGAUGAUGAUUCUUGCUUCGACAAGGCAAGAGUUGUCCAUGUUGCCACCUCCAGCUCCGAGUCUUGCACCACCAUCGCCAGUCUCGCUAUAUGAGCAGGCGACGGCAGCGGCGGACACGGAGGAGUUGGCAUCCUCCUUGCCUCAGCACGGAGUUUUGCAGAGAUCUGGGGUGAUCCGCCGGCUGAGGUUACGAUUACCUUCCCCAGGGAUGUUGCAAGAGGAGGGGGUACCAUCAGCAGCACCAGUGGAGGGGGAGGUAGCAGCAGUGGAGGGGGACGUAGUAGCAGCAGCAGCGGCAGCAGUGGAGGGGGAGGUGGCAUCAAUGGAGGAGGAGAUAACAACAGCGGCGGCGGAGGAGGCACCAUCAGCAGCAGCAGUGGAGGGGGAGGUGGCAGCAACAAAGGAGGAGAUAGUCGCAGCGACACAGUUCAUCACGAAGGAGCUUGAUCCGGUCGUGGCGAGUAUCACCCCGGGUGUGGCGAGGGGGUUGGGGAUGUCGGAUUCGGAGAUGGGGACCCACUUCGACAUUGACAUGUCGACGGGCGUUCCCCCUAGUUGUGGCGGGGCAACAACGACGGAUCAGGCGCCAUCGAGGGACGAGGCGGCAAGCGAGACGGGGACACAGACCCCAAGAGACAGGACGACGCCAGAGUCUCCAGAUGCAGCACGCGACAUCAUGGAGCAAGAGAGGGCUCGGCUGAUGGCAUCCAGUGACCCGCGUGCUCAGGCAUUCGCACGGGCUUUGGAGGAGCGAAGGCAUCGAGAGACAGGGAGAGAUGGUUGGCAGGGUGGGGCAGUGGUGGGGGAGGAUGCUAUGGAGGUCGUGGCACCAGAGGUGGAGGAGGGUAUGGAGAGUGGGUCACAGCCAGUGGAUGAGGCUAUGGAGGGUGGAGAGGGGCGCUCCGGGGGCCCUGGAGACACACCGGCGGCAGCUCAUGAGACACAGUCUGGUCUAGUUGUCCCAUUCUGGGGCCUGCACUUAGUUGAGGCCCAACGGUCGCAACCAGCUGAAAUGGCAGUGCAUGGUGUGCCACCUGUUAUCAUCGAGGAUUUGGGGUCUGAGCCGAUGGUUGUGCGUCCAAUUCCUCGGCGACCGGCUCCGCAGGAGGUCGAUCAUCCAUUGGAUGUCGAGGAGUUGGCAGUGGCCUCUGUGCGAGAUGUGACUCAACUGGACCGACGGGUAUUUAACCUUAAGCUCGACCAGCCCCAUUGGCAGAGGAUUCCUUCGGUUCCAUGGGGCCCUGCGUCGCGAGUGUGGUCCGGGUCUACCUCCAGCGGAGGGCCGAGCAGGGCAGAUGUUCCAAGGGUUUCAGGGGGCCUGCAGGAGAGAGGGCCAGGUACAGGAGACAUGCCACCCCCUCCUCCUAGACCAUGUGAGGGUGAUCCAUCGUCGUCGCCCACAGCCCGAGGCUCUCCAUCCCCACACAUGCCUGUGAGAUCGAGGGUUCGUGACACGACAGCGGUCGGGCGUGAUGUGCGCGACACGACGUUGUACAGGAGGACCAACAUAGAUAUCGAUUCCACCUGCCGUGUCACUGAGCGCACUGCUCGCCUUCAGCAGGGGUUGGGUCACCACGGCGCCAGGACGACCGCAGCGAAGGAGGUUGCAGCAACGGGUUGUGAGCCUCAGCGAGGUCGAGGCAUAGAAGAGUCCACCUCGACCUUGGACCACGCUUUGAGAGCAGCGACGCGUGCAGUGCAUGAGCAGACUCCAAGCAAGAGUGGAGUGCCUCGUCCACGCCCCGUGCCUGCACAGGGAGGCACUGCACUUGGAGAGUCUUCGGGGGCGGAGGAGUUGGGGAUGUCUCCUGGAUCCUGCUGUCAGCAGACGGUCUCACAGGCUAGUGCAAGGGUUGUUGUGUUGAGGAAGGCAGGCGGCCCUGUCACCAUCGAGGAGGAGGAUCCUGAGACGACACCGGCAGUGUGGGAGGAUGAUGAGGACUAUGAGGGUGAGGAGGACGAUGAGGAGGAGGAGAGUGAGAGCGGUCACAACGAUGACGACGACGACGAGGAGGAUGAGUCCCCACCCCCCCCACCGACGCAUGCUUCGAGACGUUCUUUUGCGCAGACAUCGCCAUUCGCACGACGGAAAGGGAGGUCGACAUCCGGCACUCGUGGGGGUACGAGGAGGCAUAGCGGGAAGGGGAAGAGGGGUUGAUGACCAUGAUGCCAACAGUCCGCUUUCCGCUACUUGCACGCAACUU
Molecule: messenger RNA, 2672 nt
Organism: Chara braunii
Lineage: Eukaryota; Viridiplantae; Streptophyta; Charophyceae; Charales; Characeae
Source: the annotation of a GenBank genome assembly